Molecule: messenger RNA, 1870 nt
Organism: Thamnophis elegans (Western terrestrial garter snake)
Lineage: Eukaryota; Metazoa; Chordata; Lepidosauria; Squamata; Natricidae
Product: cytochrome P450 2C29-like
Exons: 8
Coding region: 46-1296 (416 amino acids)
Biological process (GO): xenobiotic metabolic process; arachidonate metabolic process
Cellular component (GO): intracellular membrane-bounded organelle; cytoplasm
Molecular function (GO): oxidoreductase activity, acting on paired donors, with incorporation or reduction of molecular oxygen, reduced flavin or flavoprotein as one donor, and incorporation of one atom of oxygen; heme binding; iron ion binding
Source: RefSeq, a predicted model, not a curated record
GGACAGAUUCAGAUUGCAGCAGAAAACAGCAGAAAAAGCUUGGAAAUGGCAGAGAUCUGGGAAGUUCUCACUACUGUGCUGGUGGGAUUUUUGAUCCUGGAUUUUCUAAAACUGCUCUGGUCAAGCAGAGAUUACCCUCCUGGUCCUCUUCCUCUUCCUCUCAUUGGUGGACUCUGGUUUAUUGGGACCAAGCUUUCCAAGGAUUCUUUCACUAAGCUGAGCAAGCAAUAUGGAGACAUUUGCACUGUGUGGGUGUGGCAUCAACCUGUGGUAGUGAUUUCUGGAUUUCAUGCAAUCAAGGAAAGCCUGAGCAACCAUUCGCAAGAUUUUGCUAAUCGGCCCAUUUCGAGUUUUCUUCUAAAAGUAGGUAAAGGUAAAGGAGUUGCAUUUGCCAACGGUCCUGCCUGGAAAGAGCAGAGAACUUUUACUAUAAAUGCUCUCCGCCAGUUGGGAUUGGGGAAGAAAGACAUGGAAAGUAAACUGCAAGAGGUGGCACAUCAGCUGGUGGAGACCUUUGCGCGCACAAAGGGGCAGCCAAUGGAUCCUUUACCAUUCAUCAAUGCUUCAGUCUGUAAUAUGAUUUGUGUCUUGAAUUUUGGAUACCGGUUUUCCCCUGAAGACACAAAGUUCCAGAUGAUAUUAGAGUACAUUAGUAAUUAUACAAAAUUUGGGGGUUCCGCCUUCUUAUUGCUCUAUGAAUUGUUUCCAUGGCUAGUGAAACAUAUCCCAGGACCUCAUCAGAAGAUAGAAGCAUCCAUCCAGACAGGGAAAUCAAUUAUAAAGGAAGAGGCAGAAAAACACAGCCAAGAUUUGGCCCUGCGUCAGCCAAAGGAUUUCCUGGAUCUUUAUCUUCUCCAGAUAGGAAAGAAACAGAGUGAGCCCAACUCAACCUUCGAUAGUGAAAACAUGGCUCACUGCAUUAUGGAAUUGUUUGUUGCUGGAACAGAAACCACAGGAUGCUUCCUGAAAUGGGCGUUGCUCCUCAUGGCGAUGUACCCAGAUAUCCAAGAUAAAGUCUACAAAGAAAUGGAAACUAUUUUGGGUCCCUCUGGCUCAAUCUGUUAUGAAGACCGGUGGAAACUACCUUACACUCAAGCCGUCCUUCAUGAAAUUAUGCGUUCAAAAUACUUCAUGCUCUUUGGUUUCCCCAGGGAAACAGUGAAAAAUGUGAAUGUGUGUGGCGUUUCUAUUCCAAAGGUGAAGCGCCAGAAAUGUUCCCACAUCUCAGAUCCAGGAUCCGAAGCUGACUUCUGGCUGAUCAUUGUGAAGAUGACUUUGAAUGUCAAGAAAAGAUGACAUCCGUGAACAUAAAGAUCCAGUGUUCAAUUUGGAGAUUUUCUUUUAUAUGCACCUGGAUUCUGAAGCGUUUAAAGGUUAUUUUUUAGCGGGGCAUCUAAUGUUCCAUUGUGGGCAAUGCAAACUGCCAAGUUAUUCAUAGAACAUGGAACAUGUUAGACCUCUCUUCUAAUCCAACCUCCCUGGAAACCCUAUAUCAUUCCAGACAAAUGGCUGUCCAAUCUCUUCUUAAAAACCUCCUGUCAACCCUGAAGCUGACCUGACUGAAGCCAUUUUGGAGGCUUCAGUGUUGCGACACUGGAGCGGAGGGAUAGGGGAAUAGAGAUAGCUGGGGCUUUAUAGCCAAAACAAAAUACUUUCUCUUGGAAACCAAGGACAUUCUCCCACCUGGUCAGAGGAAGGAGGAGUGAUCUCACUAGGCAACAAGACUGCACCUUGAUUGGACCAUGAAACUGUUUGUUUGGGAAGUGGGGGAAACUUUUACUUUUAAUUAAGUGAAAAUCAAGGGAAUCCGUUUUCACCAGAACUGUGCCGAUAUAAUAAAUCCAAAUAAAACUAUUCUUUGAAGAAUCUA